Loa loa (African eye worm) is the source of this 1243-nucleotide messenger RNA. RefSeq lists its product as hypothetical. Lineage: Eukaryota; Metazoa; Nematoda; Chromadorea; Rhabditida; Onchocercidae. The record is from RefSeq and is a predicted model, not a curated record. The transcript is spliced from 6 exons. Gene Ontology annotation, cellular component: membrane. The coding region runs from base 39 to 725 and encodes 228 amino acids.
GUUUCAGAUUUGAAGUUCUCUAAAGUUUUUAUAUAACAAUGAGCACGGUGUCAGUGUUUUUCUUGAUGCUCUUCGCAGUAUAUGUUCCAAUCAUCUCAUCUGAUCACUAUGCUGUCAAAGAUACAAACACAUAUUGCAUCAUUCUGGAUUCAAAUAUUACUGCUGUCCUUCAUUACACGAAGUCUGACAAUAGCACGGAGCAAUUAAGAUUCAACAUCAGUGGGUACGAAGAUGGUUCCUGCAGUGGAACACAAUACAUUAACAUAAGUUUCGAAAGUUAUAUUGGUCUGAAGAAAUCAGCUUUAACAAUUUAUUUCAAGCAGAAAGAUGAUUUGUUCCAGAUCAGUAAUUUUACAUUGGCAGCAUACUUCGAACAAAAAGUGAACGCGACAGAGUCACGCCACAUGUACGUGAUGGAUGAGCAUGCAGAGCUUGACGUGAGCACCAGCAGCAAUGAAGCAUACAAAUGUUCUGAAGCAGUUCUUAACUUCAAAGGGGGCUCCACAGUAACUUUUCAUAAUAUACGGCUCAUUGCAUACGCUCGUCUCAAUACUACUGAUUUUCCCGAAAACCAAGAAUACGACAUUUGCCAACUGGAUGUUCGUACCUCCGAUUUAGUGCCUAUCGUUGUUGGAGUAUGCCUUGCGGCAUUGGUGAUCAUUGUUUUAAUUGCAUAUUUGGUUGGCCGAGCUCGAGCGAAGCGUCAAGGUUACGCAUCAGUGUGAAUUUAAAACGUUUCAUCUUUAUUCGUGUGUGUUAUUUGUAGCGAGUUCUUUGUAUUGGAAAUUUAUUUAAGCAUUAGCCUUCAGUUUAUUUGUAUAAAACUUAACAUUCCAUUCUCUGGAAUUGUGUUUGCAAAUUUCUCUCUUAUACGAAUGUAUUUUUUUUCUGAUUAUGCGAUGCUUUUCUUUCCUUUUUCUUCCUUGCAAUACUAGAAAGUAUAUUUCAAUUUUGACACGUGAGUUUUGCUAAGCUGUCGUUUUUUGACUAUUGUACUGUUGCCUUAUUAAUGAAGGAUUGAGAUUUCAAUUAAAUUCAAAUUAUAUUGCUAAGCCAUACAUUCUGAUACAUCUUUGCACAUUGUAUACAUGGUCAUAUCAAAGGCUGCCUGCCUUUCUGCCUUUAUCACUUUAGUAAUAAUUCAUGCCAUUUUGGUACCCGAAACAAGCCAAAAUCGGGAUAAUUGUGAUGGAAUUAUUACGGAGUAUAUCUUUGUUUUCAUUGUUAAUUUUUUACAGAGGCA